UGGCUAAAACCGCAGUGCGACGGCGGGAAAGAAAGUGUAAAUCUGUAAUUUAGGCUUUUAGUUUUAAGUAUAAGUUUAACUGGGAUAGGAGUGAUAGUUUGAGCAUUUCACUGUGUGUUAAAGUUAAUUACUUUCAUUACUGUAUAACUUGAGUAUUACACAUUGUAUCAAAAUGCCUCGUGAAAUGAUAAUGUUGCAACUUGGACAGUGUGGAAAUCAGAUUGGGUUUGAAUUUUGGAAGAAGUUAUGUGCAGAGCAUGGAAUAAGUCCUGAGGGAGUCUUAGAAGAUUAUGCUACAGAAGGAAGUGACAGAAAAGAUGUUUUCUUUUAUCAGGCAGAUGAUGACCACUACAUUCCUCGUGCAGUUCUUCUCGAUCUGGAGCCUCGUGUUAUUCAUACUAUAAUGAACUCUCCCUACGCCAAACUGUAUAAUCCAGAAAACAUUUACUUAUCCAAAGCUGGUGGAGGAGCUGGAAAUAAUUGGGCAGUGGGAUUUUCUCAGGUAGGAAGAAAAAUUAAUAUAAUGCAUUUAGUCUUGGUAGCUGGAAUUAGAAAAACCACAGUACUUGAUGUCAUGAGAAGACUCCUUCAGCCGAAGAACAUGAUGGUGUCCACAACGCAUGACCGGAAUGCUAACCAUUGUUAUAUCAGUAUCCUAAAUAUUAUCCAGGGGGAGGUGGAUCCAACUCAGGUACACAAAAGUUUACAACGAAUAAGAGAGAGGAAACUGGCCCAGUUCAUCCCGUGGGGACCUGCCAGUAUUCAAGUAGCCCUGUCUCGUAAAUCUCCAUACAUCCAAACAGCACACAGAGUGAGCGGCUUAAUGCUAGCCAACCAUACAAGCAUUUCCUCGCUCUUCGAUCGUACAUUACGCCAGUAUGACAAACUUCGGAAACGUGAAGCUUUCUUGGAACAGUUUCGUAAGGAGGCGAUCUUUCAGGAUAACCUGGAUGAACUGGAUUCUUCCAGGGAAGUAGUCCAGCAAUUAAUUGAUGAAUAUCUUGCAGCUACCAAACCUGACUACCUGACAUGGGGAAUGCAGCAAGCUGGUAUCGAUAUUAACUGACUACAACAUUGAGAGAAGAUCACGGUUUUGUAUAGUUGUUUUCAUAUUAUAGUAAGUGUACAUAAUUAUCUUCAAUACUGUUUGUUUUUGUUUGACUUAACUCUUUUACUUCUUUAAAAAUAUGUAUAAAAGAAAAUUUUCUAAACUCAAUAGAGAGAUUGUAACGACUGUUGCUUUGUUUUAUUUGUAAUUUGGCUCACUUAAAACAUUAUUCUGUGUGUUUAUUAAACAAGAUAAUUAUGUAUUUAAAAAAUCGGUGUUUUUCACAAAAAAAUUAUCUUCAUAAACUGAGCAUAUUUAGUUAUUAGCAUCUUUCUGUUCAAUAUUAUUUAAUAAAGUGAUAUUUUGAGUACUGAGUAAAAGUGUUUAAUAUUAGACAGAGCCAUGCAUAGUUUUGUUCUGCAACUUGUAUGACAUGUAAAAU
Messenger RNA from Limulus polyphemus (Atlantic horseshoe crab), 1490 nucleotides. Its product is annotated as tubulin gamma-1 chain-like. Gene Ontology annotation, molecular function: GTP binding; structural constituent of cytoskeleton. Gene Ontology annotation, cellular component: gamma-tubulin complex; centrosome; cytoplasm. Bases 173 to 1066 code for a protein of 297 amino acids. Gene Ontology annotation, biological process: mitotic sister chromatid segregation; mitotic cell cycle; microtubule nucleation. The record is from RefSeq and is a predicted model, not a curated record. NCBI's taxonomy places the organism in Eukaryota, Metazoa, Arthropoda, Merostomata, Xiphosura, Limulidae. The transcript has 8 exons.